This is a messenger RNA of Symphalangus syndactylus (siamang), 1508 nucleotides long. Its product is annotated as U2 small nuclear ribonucleoprotein auxiliary factor 35 kDa subunit-related protein 1. Gene Ontology annotation, cellular component: U2AF complex. Gene Ontology annotation, biological process: mRNA splicing, via spliceosome. Gene Ontology annotation, molecular function: metal ion binding; RNA binding. The record is from RefSeq and is a predicted model, not a curated record. Lineage: Eukaryota; Metazoa; Chordata; Mammalia; Primates; Hylobatidae.
AUGUCUGAGGGGCCAGGCGGUGCUGGCAAGAUGGCUGCACUUGAGAAGAUGAUGUGUCCCGAGAAGAUGACGUUUCCAGAGAAACCAAGCCACAAAAAGUACAGGGCCGCCCUGAAGAAGGAGAAACGAAAGAAACGUCGGCAGGAACUUGCUCGACUGAGAGACUCAGGACUCUUACAGAAGGAGGAGGAGGACACUUUUAUUGAAGAACAACAACUAGAAGAAGAGAAGCUAUUGGAAAGAGAGAGGCAAAGAUUACAUGAGGAGUGGUUGCUGAGAGAGCAGAAGGCACAAGAAGAAUUCAGAAUAAAGAAGGAAAAGGAAGAGGCAGCUAGAAAAUGGCAAGAAGAACAAGAGAGAGAGUUAAAGGAACAAUGGAAAGAACAGCAGAGGAAAGAGAGAGAAGAGGAGGAGCAGAAACAACAGGAGAAGAAAGAAAAAGAGGAAGCUGUGCAGAAGAUGCUGGAUCAGGCUGAAAAUGAGUUAGAAAAUGGUACCAUAUGGCAAAACCCAGAACCACCCGUGGAUUUCAGAGUAAUGGAGAAGGAUCGAGCUAAUUGUCCCUUCUACAGUAAAACAGGAGCUUGCAGAUUUGGACACAGAUGUUCACGUAAACAUAAUUUCCCAACAUCAAGUCCUACCCUUCUUAUUAAGAGCAUGUUUACAACGUUUGGAAUGGAGCAGUGCAGGAGGGAUGACUAUGACCCUGAUGCAAGCCUGGAGUAUAGCGAGGAAGAAACCUACCAACAGUUCCUAGAUUUCUAUGAGGAUGUGUUGCCCGAGUUCAAGAACGUGGGGAAAGUGAUUCAGUUCAAGGUCAGCUGCAAUUUGGAACCUCACCUGAGGGGCAAUGUAUAUGUUCAGUACCAGUCGGAAGAAGAAUGCCAAGCAGCCCUUUCUCUGUUUAACGGACGAUGGUAUGCAGGACGACAGCUGCAAUGUGAAUUCUGCCCAGUGACCCGGUGGAAAAUGGCGAUUUGUGGUUUAUUUGAAAUACAACAAUGUCCAAGAGGGAAACACUGCAACUUUCUUCAUGUGUUCAGAAAUCCCAACAAUGAAUUCUGGGAAGCUAAUAGAGACACCUACUUGUCUCCAGAUCAGACUGGCUCCUCCUUUGGCAAGAACUCGGAGAGAAGGGAGAAGAUGGGCCACCACGACCACUACUACAGCAGGCAGUGGGGAAGGAGAAACCCUAGUCCAGAGCACUCCUGCAAAAGAAAUGGGGAGUCCAAGAGAAAAAGGAGUAGUCACAGGGGGAAGAAAUCUCACAAACGAACAUCAAAGAGUCGGGAGAGGCACAAUUCACCAAGCAGAGGAAGAAACAGGCACCGCAGCCGGGACCAGGGCAGCCGGAGCCAGAGCCGCAGGAGCCACCGCAGCCGGAGCCAAAGUUCCUCUAGGUGCCGAAGUCAUGGCAGGAGGAGGUCGGGUAAUAGAGACAGAACUGUUCAGAGUCCCAAAUCCAAAUAAACUAGUUUUGUUCUUAAAAAAAAAAAAAAAAAAAAGAA